UCUUUCAACAACCUCAGUUCCUCUUUUUUCUUUCUGGGUGUGCUGGUGUGUGCUUAGCUUUAGCUUAGCUGUGUGUGUUUCUCGGGUCAAUCUCAGGCUUCCAUUAUUAAAUGGAAGAGAUACAGUGAACGUGCUCCUUCUUUGUCAGGACAUGAUUAGAGUUCCUUGUGUUUUUUAUAAUCCUAAAAAGCCUUUUUCUUCUUUGUUUAACAUUCACAGCCUGAGACAGGCAAUUUCCAGAGAUAAUUGACAGGACUUGCUUUGGAUUUUGAGCUCUAGUUUUUUCCUUCCCCAUCUUUUGAGAGCCAUGCUUUGUCUCUGACAAUUGAGAAUUCUUCUUUUCGAGUUCUGGGUUUCUGUCUCUUUUAGGGGGUUUUCAGUGAAGUCUACAUUCCACAGUAGGAGCUAUUUGGUCAUAUUUUUGGUUGCUUCUGCUUUGGGGUGUUUGAAUCACGCAAAACAAUGCUGAUGAGGUGGGUGAAGAGGAAACAAGAAGAAGAAGAAGAAGAAGAAGAAGCAAAGAGGUUGUUGAAUUUGUGGUGAUGGGUGGGAAUUUGAAGACGCAGAGCCACCACUCUGUGGCUGUGAGGCUGAAUGAGCAAAUGGGGGCCAAAAAGGGCUUCACUUUUAUUCAGGCCUACAGAGCUUGGUUCCCAAAGCUGUUGAUGCUUUGGAUUCUGGUGAUGGCAUAUUUGAGCUUGUCAAUCUACAAUUACAUGGAUGCUGAUAACAAAGUGAGAAGGGUGGAAGUGCUUAGUAGCAUGUGUGAUCAGAGAGCAAGAAUGUUGCAAGAUCAGUUCAAUGUUAGUGUUAAUCAUGUGCAUGCCCUGGCCAUCCUUGUUUCAACAUUUCAUUACCUCAAGAACCCAUCAGCAAUUGAUCAGGAAACUUUUGCAGAAUACACAGCCAGAACUGCCUUCGAGAGGCCUCUAUUAAGUGGGGUGGCCUAUGCACAAAGAGUUGUUAAUUCGGAGAGGGAAAGUUUCGAAAGGCAAAACGGCUGGACGAUAAAGACGAUGGAGAGGGAGCCCUCACCCAUCCGAGAUGAGUAUGCACCUGUAAUUUUCUCGCAGGAAACCGUCUCUUACAUUGAGUCAAUUGACAUGAUGUCUGGGGAGGAGGACAGAGAAAACAUUUUAAGGGCUAGGGCUACUGGAAAAGCAGUUCUGACCAGUCCAUUCAGGCUGCUCGGUUCACACCAUCUUGGUGUUGUGCUGACUUUCCCUGUUUACAAAUCCAAGCUCCCUCCAAACCCAUCUGUGGAGGAGCGCAUAAAAGCAGCUUCCGGGUACCUUGGUGGAGCCUUUGAUGUUGAGUCCCUUGUAGAGAAUUUACUUGGGCAACUUGCUGGGAAUCAGGCCAUUAUGGUUUAUGUAUAUGAUGUCACAAAAUCUUCUGAUCCCCUAAUCAUGUAUGGUCACCAAUAUCAUCAAGAUGGUGACAUGUCUCUUCUGCAUGAAAGUAAGCUUGAUUUUGGGGAUCCCUUCAGAAAGCAUCAGAUGAUAUGUAGAUAUCAUCACAAGGCACCGACAUCAUGGACAGCAAUUAACACUGCAUUCUUAUUCUUUGUGAUUGGUUUAUUAGUUGGGUAUAUCUUAUAUGGAGCUGCAAUGCACAUUGUCAAAGUCGAGGAUGAUUUCCGUGAAAUGGAAGAAUUAAAAGUUCGAGCAGAAGCUGCUGAUGUUGCCAAGUCCCAGUUUCUUGCUACUGUUUCCCAUGAAAUUCGAACACCUAUGAAUGGAAUCCUUGGAAUGCUUGCCUUGCUUCUAGAUACAGCUUUAAGUGGAACCCAGAGGGAUUAUGCUCAAACUGCUCAGGCCUGUGGAAAGGCACUGAUAGCAUUAAUAAAUGAGGUGCUUGACCGGGCAAAAAUUGAAGCUGGAAGGUUGGAGCUGGAACAAGUUCCAUUUGGCAUUCGAUCUAUACUAGAUGAUGUCCUUUCUUUAUUUUCUGAAAAGUCCAGAAAUAUGGGUAUAGAGCUUGCAGUAUUUGUUUCCGAUAAAGUUCCAGAAAUUUUUAUCGGUGAUCCCGGGAGAUUCAGACAAAUCAUUACAAAUCUUGUGGGCAACUCUAUUAAAUUCACAGAACGAGGACAUAUAUUUGUCAAAGUCCAUCUAGCCGAGCCCUCGAAGGCCAUGAUUAAUGGGAAAUCAAUGACUUACUUGAACGGAGGGUCAGAUGAAGGUGUAAAAACAUCUGUUGGUCGUCAGUUUAAGACGUUAAGUGGAUGUGAAGCAGCUGAUGAUCAGAAUAGUUGGGAUACUUUUAAGCAUCUAAUUGCUAAUGAAGAACAUAGAACUGAUGUUUCAAGUAAUGUUGCAGCCAAUAACGAGGCUUCUGAACAUGUCACUUUGAUGGUAUCUGUGGAAGAUACAGGAAUUGGUAUACCAUUAUGUGCCCAAGAACGAGUAUUUAUGCCCUUCAUGCAGGCAGACAGUUCAACCUCUAGACAUUAUGGAGGCACUGGUAUCGGCUUGAGCAUCAGUAAGUGUCUAGUUGAGCUGAUGGGUGGUCGGAUAAACUUCAUAAGUCGACCUCAUGUUGGGAGCACAUUUUCGUUCACGGCUAAUUUUGGGAGGUGCAAAGAAAAUGUAGUUAGUGACUUGAAAAAACCUAAGUUGGAAGAUCUACCUUCUAACUUUAGAGGAUUGAGAUCGAUACUAGUUGAUGGAAAACUUGUGAGAGCUGCUGUAACAAAAUACCACUUGAAGAGACUUGGAAUCUUGGUAGAAGUUGUAAGUAGCAUAAAGAUGGCUGUUGCUUUUUGUGGAAGAAAUGGUUCUGCGACAUCUGGAAAUAUUGUCCCUCCAGAUAUAAUUCUAGUAGAAAAGGAUGCAUGGAUUUCUGGUGAAGAAUGUGAUCUCAACAUACAGCAAUUGGAAUGGAAACAGAACGGGCAUAUAUAUAAGCUGCCUAAGAUGAUCCUUCUUGCAACCAAUUUCGGUGAAGGUGAAUUUGAUAAUGCAAAGGCAGCUGGUUUUACAGAUACCGUGAUUAUGAAACCUUUGAGGGCUAGUAUGGUAGCUGCAUGUCUUCAACAGGUGCUUGGCAUAGGGAAGAAGAGGCAACAGGGGAAGGAGCUGCCUAAUGGAUCUAAUUUCCUUCAAAGCCUGCUCUCUGGUAAAAAAAUCUUGGUGGUUGAUGACAAUAAGGUAAACAGAAGAGUUGCUGAAGGCGCAUUAAAAAAGUUCAGAGCUGAUGUAGUGUGUGCUGACAGUGGCAAAGCUGCAUUGCAUUUGCUUCAAAUACCACACAACUUUGAUGCUUGUUUCAUGGAUAUUCAAAUGCCUGAAAUGGAUGGUUUUGAGGCAACUCGUAGAAUUCGGCAGAUGGAGAGCAAGGCAAAUGGGGAGAUAAAUGGUGGAUUGGAAGGAGUUGCAAGAAAGGGUGAGUGGCAUUUGCCAGUAUUAGCUAUGACGGCUGAUGUUAUCCAUGCCACUUAUGAUGAGUGCCUAAAAUGUGGUAUGGAUGGAUAUGUCUCAAAGCCAUUUGAGGAAGAGAAUCUGUAUCAAGCCGUGGCGAAGUUCUUCAAAUCUAAACCAGAGUCAUAG
Molecule: messenger RNA, 3551 nt
Organism: Rosa chinensis
Lineage: Eukaryota; Viridiplantae; Streptophyta; Magnoliopsida; Rosales; Rosaceae
Product: histidine kinase 4
Exons: 12
Coding region: 543-3551 (1002 amino acids)
Biological process (GO): phosphorelay signal transduction system; phosphorylation
Molecular function (GO): phosphorelay sensor kinase activity
Source: RefSeq, a predicted model, not a curated record